Nematolebias whitei (Rio pearlfish) is the source of this 1593-nucleotide messenger RNA. It is a transcript of the gene hhipl2, whose product is annotated as HHIP-like 2. The record is from RefSeq and is a predicted model, not a curated record. Lineage: Eukaryota; Metazoa; Chordata; Actinopteri; Cyprinodontiformes; Rivulidae. Bases 1 to 1593 code for a protein of 530 amino acids. The transcript is spliced from 6 exons.
AUGUCCACCUUUAGGCCGUUGUUACAUCAUUUUGUCAUCUCAGUGUGUACAGAAUAUCUUCUUUUUCUGAUUCAGGAGUGCUCUCCUUAUGCUGCCCAUCUGUAUGAUGCUGAGGAUCCCUACACGCCUGUCAGAGACCUACCAGGGCUCUGCUUUGGCUACUGCUCUGAAUUUCACAGCAAGUGUCGCCAUGUGCUUAAAUAUUUAACUGUGAACCAAGUACUGCUGGACACGUCUGAGCGGGCCAUGGCCACGUUCUGCAGCAUAGUGGAGCUUUCUGAUCAGGACUACUGUUACCCCAACGUUCUGAACAGUACUGACCUCAACAGCAACCUGGGACAAUUUGCGGAGGACCCCAAAGGGUGUCUGCAGCUGUGUUUGACUGAAGUGGCCAACAAUCUCAGGAACCCAGUGUUGAUGCUGCACAGCAGUGACGACACACACAGGAUGUUCAUCGCUGAGCAGAUGGGCUUUGUCUGGGUUUACCUACGUGACGGCAGCCGGCUGGAGCGGCCCUUUCUGGAUAUGAGUGGAGAGGUACUGACAACACCUUGGCUGGGGGAUGAGAGGGGGUUCCUGGGCAUGGCCUUUCAUCCCAAGUAUAGAAACAACGGACGGUUCUUCAUCUAUUACUCCAUUCAGAUCAACAACAAAGUGGAUAAAAUCAGAAUCAGUGAGAUGAAAGUGUCCAGCCAUGACAUGAACGUGGCUGAUCCUUUCUCAGAGAGAGUUGUUUUAGAGAUAGAGGAGCCUGCUGCAAACCACAAUGGAGGCCAGCUGCUGUUUGGUCAAGAUGGUUAUUUGUACAUCUUCACAGGAGACGGUGGAAAAGCUGGAGAUCCUUUUGGGAAGUAUGGCAAUGCACAAAACAAGAGUGCUCUUUUGGGAAAAGUUCUCCGCAUAGACGUGGAUGGGAGUGACUCCAGAGGGAAACCGUACAGAAUCCCCACUGACAAUCCGUUUCUUGGAGACCCAGACGCACGGCCAGAGGUCUUUGCAUACGGGGUCCGAAACAUGUGGCGAUGCUCCGUAGACCGUGGAGACCCGGUGAGCCGCUAUGGCAGGGGUCGGAUAUUCUGUGGAGACGUUGGUCAAAACCGAUAUGAAGAAAUUGACAUUAUUUUGAAUGGAGGAAACUAUGGGUGGAGAGCGAAGGAGGGCUUUGAGUGCUACGACAUCAAACUGUGCCAAAAUUCCUCUCUGAAUGACGUCCUCCCCAUAUUUGCAUAUAGCCAUCAUGUUGGGAAGUCUGUCACAGGGGGAUAUGUGUACAGAGGAUGUGAAUCACCCAAUCUGAACGGCCUGUACAUUUUUGGAGACUUUAUGAGUGGUCGACUGAUGGCGUUAGAGGAAGAUAAAACAGCAGGAAGCUGGACAGAGAGGAGUGUUUGCAUGGGUGACACAACGACCUGCUCCUUUCCUGGACUCAUCAAUCAUCACCACAAGUUCAUCAUCUCUUUCGCUGAAGAUGAAGCAGGGGAGCUGUAUUUUCUGGCCACUUCAUACCCGAGUGCCAUGUCACCUUCUGGGACAGUGUUUAAGUUCAUGGACCCUUCCAGGUGUAGUAUCUGUGCUAUUCCUUUAAUAGUGUGA